Ostrinia furnacalis (Asian corn borer) is the source of this 438-nucleotide messenger RNA. RefSeq lists its product as uncharacterized. The transcript has 2 exons. Lineage: Eukaryota; Metazoa; Arthropoda; Insecta; Lepidoptera; Crambidae. The record is from RefSeq and is a predicted model, not a curated record. Bases 44 to 379 code for a protein of 111 amino acids.
UUUAGAAACCUUUUGUUUAUUGUUUUAUUUUGUUUUUGUAUUUAUGGGCUCUAUACAUUCUACAAAAAUACAAAGGUUUCAUCGUCACUUCAGGUAUGGUGUCCAUCUAAUAGAGUGUGAGGUGGACGCGCGCGCUGCUCGCCCCAUGAGGAUAGCUGUGCACGCGCCACUCUCGUACCAAGUGUACCCACCACUCUCGUUCCAAGUGUACCCGCCACUGUCGUACCAAGUGUACCCUGCGAUCUCUCAAGCCCCGCCCUCGCCUACAGCUGACAAAUGCCAGAGGUUCCCAAGAGUGACAUCAGAGCCCUCUAGAAGACGCUUCUUCGUGGGUUUAGUUGCGAAGUUCUUGGAUUCUUUUUUCAACAACUUAACGUAGCAAAGGCAGGAAAAAUAAUGUGUCGUUUUCUAAAGUUUGUAAAGUGAGUGCUGCAUGAA